Messenger RNA from Knipowitschia caucasica, 204 nucleotides. The record is from the annotation of a GenBank genome assembly. NCBI's taxonomy places the organism in Eukaryota, Metazoa, Chordata, Actinopteri, Gobiiformes, Gobiidae.
AUGCCUGGCCCCUUCCCACACGGCUCCAACAUCCUGGUGAACAUGCCCUGGUCCCAGAGGCCCCCAGGUCUGGUCCCUCUCAUGGUGCCUCCUUUCCCCCCCAUCCCCCUGUACUGCCCUGCCCCUGAGCAAGACACCCCUCUGGAGCUCAGAGUGAUGGCCCCUCCCUCGGCCCCGAGCCCUCCGCCCGACGUGGACGACUGA